AAGUAAAAACAUGAGUUUAUUAUUUAAAGAAUGCGUGGAUAACCUUUACUCCUCUGUGAUUCCCUGUGUUUUUAAAACGAGAAUUCCCUUCCGAUUCUCCCGGAUUGUCCCAAGCUGCGCUCUGUAGCGGGCUGGAGGCGUUGCCUAGAGACCAGGAACGGUGGAGCAGUUAAACAACAUGGAGAAGUAUGAGAAGAUAAAAGUGGUGGGGAGAGGAGCUUUCGGGAUAGUGCACCUCUGCCGCCGGCGGGUUGACGGAGCUUUAGUGAUCCUAAAGGAAAUCCCAGUGGAGCAGAUGACACGAGAUGAGCGUCUUGCUGCCCAGAACGAGUGCCAAGUGCUAAAAUUACUCAAUCACCCAAACAUCAUUGAAUAUUACGAGAAUUUCCUGGAGGACAAGGCUCUUAUGAUCGCGAUGGAGUAUGCCCCAGGAGGAACUCUUGCUGAUUACAUCCAGAAGCGAUGCAAUUCUCUGCUGGACGAGGACACCAUACUGCACUUUUUUGUGCAGAUUUUACUAGCCCUGUAUCAUGUGCACAAUAAGCUCAUUCUUCACCGAGAUCUCAAGACUCAAAAUAUUUUACUAGACAAGCACCAGAUGAUCGUGAAAAUAGGAGACUUUGGAAUCUCCAAAAUCCUUGUUAGCAAGAGCAAAGCCUACACUGUUGUCGGGACGCCUUGUUACAUUUCCCCUGAACUUUGUGAAGGAAAACCGUACAAUCAGAAGAGUGACAUCUGGGCCCUGGGCUGUGUGCUCUAUGAACUCGCCAGCCUCAAAAGAGCCUUCGAGGCAGCUAAUCUGCCAGCUCUGGUCCUGAAGAUCAUGAGCGGCACGUUUGCCCCGAUAUCAGACCGGUACAGCCCAGAACUCCGGCAGCUCAUCCUCACCAUGCUCAAUCUGGACCCCUCCAAGCGCCCUCAGCUCAAUGAGAUAAUGGCCCUCCCCAUCUGCAUCCGGCCCCUGCUGAACCUCUACACUGACAUCGGCAAUGUCAAAAUGCGCAGAAUUGAAAAGCAGCUCUCCAGUGUUCAGACGGGCCCUCAUGGCAGAGCUGGAGGACGAGUAACUGGAACCAGAACUCGGGGUGGUCUGUCUAGUUUAAGUUCAACGAAGAUGAUGCACUCCCUCCCGCUGUCCUCGGUUUACACAUGGGGCAGCGGCAUCUCCACGCCCCUUCGUCUGCCAAUGCUCAACACCGAGGUGCUGCAGGUCUCCCUGGGCCGCACCCAGAAGAUGGGUGUCACCAAAUCUGGACGGCUCAUCACCUGGGAGGCUCCCUCUGUGGGCUCCGGAGAGCCGUCUCUUCCUGGUGCUGUGGAGCAGAUGCAGCCUCAGUUCAUCUCUCGCUUCCUGGAGGGCCAGUCUGGCGUCACCAUCAAAUCAGUCUCCUGUGGAGAUCUCUUUACCACCUGCAUGACAGACCGGGGAAUAAUCAUGACAUUUGGAAGUGGCAGCAACGGGUGCCUAGGACAUGGAAAUUUUAAUGAUGUUACACAACCUAAGAUAGUGGAGGCUCUCCUGGGCUAUGAGUUGGUUCAGGUGUCCUGUGGGGCAUCCCAUGUUCUGGCUGUGACCAAUGAGAGAGAGGUGUUCUCCUGGGGACGAGGAGACAAUGGUCGCUUGGGGCUGGGCACUCAGGAUACCCACAAUGCCCCACAGCAGGUGGAUGUGCCGGCUGAGUUUGAGGCUCAGAGAGUGCUGUGUGGGGUGGACUGCUCUAUGAUCAUCAGCACUCAGCACCAGAUUCUGGCCUGUGGCAGCAACAGGUUUAACAAACUUGGGCUAGAUAAGAUCGCUGAUACAGAGGAACCGCCCUCUUGUUGUCAGGUGGAGGAGGUGCAGACGUUCCAGCCCGUCCAGUCAGCUCCACUGAACGUGGAGAAGAUUGUGUACAUUGAUAUUGGAACAGCUCACUCUGCCGCAGUUACAGAGAAAGGUCAGUGUUUCACCUUCGGCAGUAACCAGCACGGGCAGCUUGGCUGCAGUUCUCGCCGCAGCAGCAGAGUGCCUUAUCCAGUGCCAGGGCUGCAGGGUGUCACCACAGCUGCCUGCGGAGAUGCCUUCACUCUGGCUAUAGGAACAGAGGGAGAGGUGUAUACCUGGGGGAAAGGAGCCCGUGGCCGCCUCGGGAGGAAAGAGGAGGAUUCUGGGAUACCCAAGGCAGUGCAGCUUGAUGAGAGCCACCCAUUCACGGUUACAUCAGUGGCUUGUUGCCAUGGCAACACACUCCUGGCUGUAAAACCCUUUUUUGAAGAGCCCAUUCCAAAGUGAUCCAAAUCUCGAGUCUCCAGAUAUUGAUGCCUGCAAGAGGACAGGAAGCAUUUAAUCACAACAUCCUUUAAACAUCUUGGAUGAUGUUAAAGAUCUUUCCCAAAAAGUGGACAUCAUUAUAACAGUCAUCAUUAUAACAGUGAAUGAAAGGUGCAGUAGUGUCUGAAGUGGCACUCUGUGGUUUAUGCUGCCUGGUUCAUGUGCUGCCUUUUGGGAAUUAAGUGCCAAAAUAUAGUUACCCACUUGCCAGUGGAGAAAACAAAUCAUUAAAAGCGUUUAUUGCACCAGGGCAACUAACGUUCAGGUCUUGAUAAGUUGCGAUAAAUGUCUAUAUAUUGUGCCUUAAUAUACAGCAUUGAGAUGAAGGUACAGUAACAGUCAAAUUUUGGGCACACCUUAAAUUCAGUAUUUUUUUUUUCAUUAUUUAAAGAUUUUCUGCAUUGUAUAUUGUAUAUUUUAAAUUCUUCAUAGUAGCCCCUCUUGCUAAGAUAACAGCUAUGCACGCUGUUCUGAAGUCGUCAAGAGUUAAUUACUUGAAUUUUAGUUGUAAAGAAUUAGAGUUGGUAUACAGUGAAUAUCUCUAUUUGAGUAAUGUUAUGGAAAGAAGUACUCAACUAAGUAAAGAAAACAAUACUUUAAGAAAUGAAGUUCAUUCAGUCCUUAAGUGCAUUUGCAAAGACCAUCAAAAUGUAGAUGGAACUGGCACUCAUCAGGACUGCCCCAGGAAAGGAUAGAAAAGCAGUAGUUCCCUCUGUUGCACAGAAUAAGUUCUGGUAAGUUACCAGCCUCAGAAACCCCAAGUUAACAGCUCCACAUAUAAGAGCUCCUAAAAGCUUCAAAGAGUAUUUUGGAUUUUUUAACACUAUUAAGUUACUACAUGUUUUUAUGUGUUACUUAAUAGUCUUGAUUACUUCAGUAUUCAUUUACAACAUAGGAAAUAAAAUAUUAUAUAAAUAUAUUUUAUUGCAUGAGAAGGUGUGCCCAAACUUUUGACUGGUACAGAACAUGUAACCAUAAUGUAUGUGACAUUAAGUAGUAUGUGAUUAAGAAGGGGUAGCAUACAGUAUAAAGGAUAAUAUACAGUAUAAGUCGUGCCUUAAAAGACAGUGUUAAAUGAAAGUAUUGUACAUGUAACCAUAAUGUAUUUGAAUUACAUUGAGAAGGGAUAUAUAUAAGAGGUGCAUUUUAUUCAGACGCUCACUUCAGGCAUAACUAGGUGUCUUCCACCCUGUAAUGCUGUGUAAUCUGUCUACUUUAGUUUAGGCCUUGGCUUGUCUUUGUUUAAGGGACUUAAUGUCUUGUUUUUAGACCGCAGAGUCAUGAUAUGAGACAUUCCCAGGAUGUUAAACAGGUCAUGCAGGUUUAGACUGACACAGUCUAACAAUGCACGUCAAAGCUACCUGCCAAAGACAUCUAGAGAAGCACUUACUGUACAUGUCACCUCUGAAGUGUGAAGGAGUGCAUGUGCUGUCAUCUCUGAACAGCUGUUUACAUUUGUUGUGUGUACGUAUGUAGUGGCGCGAAAAGUAUUUGUCCCUUGAAGAUUUCUUUUGUGUUUGCAUUUUUGUCAUACUUACAUUUUUUUUAGAUUAUCAAACAAAUAUAAAAAGCACUUUUUUAAA
Molecule: messenger RNA, 3894 nt
Organism: Astyanax mexicanus (Mexican tetra)
Lineage: Eukaryota; Metazoa; Chordata; Actinopteri; Characiformes; Acestrorhamphidae
Gene: nek8
Product: NIMA-related kinase 8
Exons: 15
Coding region: 179-2272 (697 amino acids)
Biological process (GO): protein phosphorylation
Molecular function (GO): protein kinase activity; ATP binding
Source: RefSeq, a predicted model, not a curated record